Messenger RNA from Rhagoletis pomonella (apple maggot), 993 nucleotides. RefSeq lists its product as uncharacterized. NCBI's taxonomy places the organism in Eukaryota, Metazoa, Arthropoda, Insecta, Diptera, Tephritidae. The record is from RefSeq and is a predicted model, not a curated record. The annotation marks the transcript as partial. The transcript is spliced from 3 exons.
UUUUCCAAUCAUUUUCGAAUUGUUAACUACGUUUAAUGUUUAUUGGGUACCUUGUUCGAAUUCGCCUUGAACACAGCCAUACACAAACGACAAGAGGCAGACGGUGUGGGAUCCGUAUAUAAAUGUGUAUUUUAUUGAUUAGAAAACUAGAACAUGAUAAAUAAAUUAGAGUUCAAUAACUUGGUAAUCACCAAUAAGAAAAAAAUACAAAAGAUAAAGACACAGACUGUUCAAAAAUUAGUACAAAAAAUUAAGAAACUCAAAUAUAUACUUGAGAAAAAGCCAGAAUAUGAAAAAAAUAAAGAGCGCUUCCGCAAGGCCACAUUGUGUUUGGAGGAGUUAAAGAAGUUGAAAUGCAUCGAUUUGAUGAAACGUGUCUUGGUAUUAGAAAAGAGUCCCUCUGCUAUUUUAACAAAUGGACUAUGUUCACCCGAAGAGAUGGCCGUGGCAAUGGUUGCGGUCAAUAAGCUCAUGCACGAUCUAGUUAAUGUUUUAAAAGAAAACUUGGGGCUUACUGACGAAAACAAUGCAUGGAAGAAAGAGCUGAUGCAAGCUAGCAAAAGGCGUGUUAAAAUCUUACGGACGGAGCAGAAGCGCAAAAAUCGACAAAAUUUAAAAGCACAGAAGAUUAUAGCUUGCAAACGCUUGGAGUGGUUAAAAAAUCAAAACGGCGAACAGAGCGAAGUUAAUGGGGAUGAAAAUAAUGUGUCGACAGGCUUACAACACGACGAGGGUGCUAAUAUAUCAACUCUGGGUUAUUGGAAGAUAGAGCCUAUCAAUGACGAGAGCAGUAAGAAGUCGGAAAAAGGAAAGACUAAUUACAAGGAAACCAGGGCAGAAGAAAAGGCUGUAAAAAAGAGGGACAAACCGGAGGCAAAUAAUAGAAACAUCUUGAAAACCACCACAAAAACUUCGGACCAACUAAAGAGUAUCAAUACGAGAAAGCAGGAUUUAGAAAGAAACGUUAUUGAACCAACAAAAAAUAUGCUUAUA